AAAAAGAAGAGCGAGACGAAAACACUCGGACAUAUAUAUAUAUGUGCACGAGCGAAAACGAGAGAAAAACAAAUGCGUCAUAGAGACGCGUGAUGAAUGUACGCAGACACUCUACAUAAUAUAGGCAUCCUGUUUGGUUGCUGUAAUGGAACAUUCGCAUCCAAAGCCCUAACUUCAGUUAGCAGCGGCAGUCCAAAUGGGUUGGCGACUGACGACUUCAAAGGUGACACUAAAAUUGACAUUGCUAUUACAAAUUCUGGAAGCAGCACAAUUCAAACAUUCUUAAAUCCGUGCUAA
Adineta ricciae is the source of this 297-nucleotide messenger RNA. Lineage: Eukaryota; Metazoa; Rotifera; Eurotatoria; Adinetida; Adinetidae. The record is from the annotation of a GenBank genome assembly.